AUGAAUCGGCCAUCGUUGGCAGCACUCGCAUUCUUGUUGGUUGCCAUCAACUGUGACGUUUAUUUCACGUAUGGACCUGGAGUAGAACAAUGGAGUUUGAUCAGCAAAUACUGCGACGGAGAUAGACAAAGCCCAAUUAAUUUAAACACAGAGCAGGCUCAACCUGCUAAUGAAGGAGGCCCUCUGCAGUUCGUUAACUUGAAAGAAAAUCCAUCCAAAGUUCGUGUAUACAAUAAUGGUCACACAGUUGUUUUCAGUCUUACGUAUCCAGCGUCGAAGGGUGUAACCAUUAAAGGCGGUCCGCUGGAUGGGACAUUUAAAUUCGCCAGCUUACAUUUUCACUGGGCCUCUGAGCACACGGUGGAUCUGGAGCGCUUUCCUCUGGAAAUGCAUAUGGUGUUUUACAAUCAAGAAUUCGGUUCGCUGUACAAAGCACAGUUUCAACCGAAUGGAUUGGCAGUGCUGGGUUACUUUUUUGAAGUUCGAUCUGGGACUGAUUCCAGGCGGUGGAUAGAUUCAUUGAAGUCGGUCACGAAAGCAGGAUCCAAGUACACUUUCGUUCAUCCAAACUACAUGAACUUGGCCAAAAUCAUCGGAGCGAAAAUCAAACCAUAUUUCUAUUAUCCGGGAAGUUUGACUACACCGCUUUGCUACGAAUCGGUCUCCUGGAUUGUGCAGAAAGAACCUUUGGCAAUCAACUCUGCUCAAUUGAAGCUGUUCGAUUUGCUGAAAUCGAAGAAUGGAUACAUGAAGAACAAUUAUAGACCGGUGCAGGAAUUACAUGGCAGGACUGUGUUAAUGUUUGAUGAAUAAAAAUUUA
Molecule: messenger RNA, 820 nt
Organism: Armigeres subalbatus
Lineage: Eukaryota; Metazoa; Arthropoda; Insecta; Diptera; Culicidae
Product: carbonic anhydrase 2-like
Exons: 3
Coding region: 1-813 (270 amino acids)
Molecular function (GO): zinc ion binding; carbonate dehydratase activity
Source: RefSeq, a predicted model, not a curated record